AUGUACACGGUCGACGUUGAAAUAGAGCAGUGUGAUUGCCCUGCAGGAGCAGGGGGUCAAUUUUGCAAGCACCUUUGUGCAGUUUAUAAAUCAGGUGUCAAUUUGAUCACGACACCCCAUUUGUUGUUUCAAGACCGCGUUGAACUUGCUACUUUAGCAAUGGGGAAUAAUGUUAACAGUUCUUUUUUUAUGAAUAUGGAUUUGAAUUCCGAUUCUGUACCAGAAGAUCAGAAGGAUUUUAAUGAGCCUAUGCAGUCUAUACCAACAAUCAUUUGCGAGCCUUCUAACUCCAAUGUCCAGUCGUCUCAGGAGCAUACAACAAAAGUAUUAGGGGAAAAUUGUAUGAAUGAAAAUAUCAUCGCAGAAUAUAGUGAAGAACUAAAGAUAUUAGAAGGAAACUUCAAAAAAUUGCACCAAUUUGCACAAGCCCAUCCAUCCAAACAUAUGCUCAAAAACAUAAAAGAACUGAAUGCUAAAAUUAAUAAUAUUGAAAAUGAACAGGGAUUUUAUGAUAUUUGUUCCGCUGUAGCAAGAAAAAAACAAGGACGCCGAAUCAAAGUACAACCAACUUCGAUUGCACGUCGUGCAGAGAGAGGGCUACAUGCAGGCUCUAGAACAAUACAAGCAGGCAGACCAUCUAAUGCCGAAAAAUUACGUAGAACAAAGAAGAAAAGGUCUAUCAUCUCUAACAUUUUGGCAAAUCAACCGAAUGCUAAAAGUCAUUGA
Phaedon cochleariae (mustard beetle) is the source of this 726-nucleotide messenger RNA. Lineage: Eukaryota; Metazoa; Arthropoda; Insecta; Coleoptera; Chrysomelidae. The record is from the annotation of a GenBank genome assembly.